UUGAACGAGACUAUGUGUGGGGCGUGAAAGUACAACGUCCGGAAAGCACAGACCUGUCUGCUAUUUACUGUCUGACUUUACGUUUACACGUUUAAAGUUGAACCAAUCUGAUCCUCAUUAUGGCUGAAGGCGGACCCUGUCCGGAACUAGACUUACACUUACUAGAGUGUCCAAUCUGUCUUGAGCGACUUCGACAACCCAAGUCCUUACCAUGUCUCCAUUGCUUCUGUCAGGAGUGCCUGGGGACCUACAUCACCAAGGAGUUGUCUGGUAAGAUGGCUUCGGCGACGUCUUUUCCGUGUCCAGUUUGUAGAGGGAUGGCCACGCCUGUCAAUCAAGCGGAAAACAAGGAAAACUGGGCUAAACAGUUUCCAACUAAUGGUGUGAUCCAAGAACUUGUCAAGCUUAAGGAACAGUCGUCUGGACCACUGUACUGCACACCUUGUCAAACAAAAGGAAAUCUGUCCAAUCCUGCCAAGUUCUGGUGCAAGAAAAUGGAAUCUGGUUUUUGUGAGACGUGUAAAGUUGAUCACCAUGAUAUCAUACAUAUUGAAUGUGAUAUUUUAGAUACUAACAGGCACGACAGCAAUAGACCAAAACAGAACCCGGCUGUUCCUCAAUGUGACCAACACGACGAGAAUAUGGUUUGGUACUGUGAAGAUCACAAACUUCUUGGCUGUAACAUAUGCGUUUUAGAAGACCAUAGACGUUGUGAAGCAGUCACAACAGCGACGAAAUACAUUCAGAAGCUAAAAGCAGGAUCGCAACUGACAGAUAUGCAGGCAGCACUACAGAAAGGGGCAGAUGUCAUGAACUCUUUAGUGAAGGACUUUGACGAACAGCUCCAAGUCAUGGUAAAGAACCAAGAAAUCACUCUCCAAAGCAUUACAGAUCUACGCCAAAUGAUCGACAAACGGCUUGACGAGCUUCAGAAGAACUACACUGACAAGUUGAUCACGCUGUUCAAAGACGAAAAGAGGAAAUUAGACGACUCCUUACGGCAAUGUGAACGUCUAAAGAACAGUAUGCUAAAUACCCUGAAGUCGUCCAUUAAAGCUACAGAGGGAAACGAUAACACUGAAACGAUAGUGUUGUAUCAGAGAGGACAGGCAGAAGUUGAGUCGUGUAAGGUCCUGGUCAUGGAGAUGAACGAAUCUUUCACGUCUGUCAAUGUUAAGCAUCAGACCGAACCCGAACUUGCGACCUUUGGUGAUGGCGCUAUGGGGAAUAUCGUCAUUGAGAAACCACCACGACGCUUUCCUGAGAGUCAUGGUUACCUAGCUUCUUCAAUGUCCAGGCGUCGCGUGAGAGAAGUACAACAGUUUGAUAUAAAAACUAUAUCAGAUGAGAAUGAUUGUGAUGCAGUUGGCGUUGUGUACCUUCCGUACAAUCAAGUAGUAGUAAGUGAUUUCAGCAACAAAAAGCUGAAGCUGUUUACAGAUAAAGGACAGUACCUGGAUGAGAUGACCAUGCGAGGAACUCCCUGGGAUAUGUGUUAUGUGAACGACAACACAGUGGCUGUGGCAGUUAGCAGCCCUGGUGGUGUCCAUGUCGUGAAAGUCGAAAACUCAAAAAUAUCACUUUCUUCCGUGAUCUGCAUGCCAGAUGAUAAAGGCGUAAAUGGUAUAACCCAUAUCAACGGAAGAUUUGUCGUUUGUACAAACACAGAAGAAGCAGAAGUGUACAGUGUGACACCGGACGGCACCGCUGAUCUGCUACAUCAGUAUAAGUGUAGGUGUUAUUUCCUGUCACAUGACCCAACAAAUGAAGACAUACUGGUCAGCUGUCACACUAUCACUAAGGGAGAAGCUUUGCUGUCCCGACUGUCGGCUGACAAACGUGACACGGCUGUGAUACAAGAGGGUAUUGUGGGUGCUGCUGCAGGAGUUACCGUUGACAAGGAGUGCAACAUCUACCUUUGUGGUUAUGCUUCAAAAAACGUCGUACAGAUGUCAAGGGACGGGAUGCACGUCAGGAAACUGCUGACGUCAUCUGACGGAAUAAACCUUCCAUUUGCAAUAGCUGUUUGUGGUGACAUGUUUGUACUCACUGCGGAGAAGACUAACUACGUCCGCUUGUUUCAGCUCUAUUAAGUGAGUUAUAACUCGUCUCGUUUAUGUACAAGUCUAUUCCCGUAUCAAUUAUUUUACGAAACUAUUUACGAUGAACCACUCUUUAUAGACCGCUCUACCGCGUCCCUCAAAUCCAGGUCUCCAUCCUCGGAACACCUAUUCUUUCUGCCUCACUGAAAUAUGUCAUGAACAAAUCGAAGGCUCUUUAGUACAAUGUACUCGCUCAACUAAAUCAGCCAUUCAGCAAGUGUGGUUUACGAUUACAAUCCCUACCUAACAUUGGUCAGGUUAAGUACUAGGUUUCUUGAGUAAUUUAAAUGGGUAAUUGUUGAAUUAAAUCUACAGAUAUUUAACUUUAGAAAAGCGUAUAGUUUUAGUAGAUUUUGAUAUGUGACGGCGGAUUUAUAUGGGGUCAAAAGUCAGGUAUACAGAGGAGCGAUACACAACUUCAGAGCCUGAAGAUAAUACCGUUAUAUUUAAGGAAUGCUUUUUAUUUUUUCAACAUUUAUGAGGUCAUAACAAUAAUGGGUGUAUGGACAUAUUGUUAGCGAUUCAUGUUAAAUAUGUCCAAAAACCCAUUAACGGUAUGAUCUUCAGGCUCUGAAGUUGUGUAUCGCUCCUCUGUACUUUUCAAAGAGUAGGUGUCAGCCUAGCGAUUUGUCACACGAAGCCAAUUAAAAAGUUUACCAGGAACAUUCGAUUUUGUUAUGACUUGAUUGUACAUAUAUAGUGUCUAUAAACACUAGACAUUUUGUGUUCCGUAGAAAACCCCAGAA
This is a messenger RNA of Mizuhopecten yessoensis (Yesso scallop), 2848 nucleotides long. Its product is annotated as transcription intermediary factor 1-beta-like. The coding region runs from base 120 to 2093 and encodes 657 amino acids. NCBI's taxonomy places the organism in Eukaryota, Metazoa, Mollusca, Bivalvia, Pectinida, Pectinidae. The transcript is spliced from 2 exons. The record is from RefSeq and is a predicted model, not a curated record.